This is a messenger RNA of Sipha flava (yellow sugarcane aphid), 2088 nucleotides long. RefSeq lists its product as uncharacterized. The record is from RefSeq and is a predicted model, not a curated record. NCBI's taxonomy places the organism in Eukaryota, Metazoa, Arthropoda, Insecta, Hemiptera, Aphididae. Bases 209 to 2086 code for a protein of 625 amino acids. The transcript has 9 exons. Gene Ontology annotation, molecular function: ecdysone oxidase activity; flavin adenine dinucleotide binding.
GCACCCGUACAACGCUGCCGUGAACGGUUAGGUUUUUUCACGGGCGCCACUCGCACCGGGCGGCCGGCCGGACAGUCAAUCCCGGUCGGGUCGCCAUGCCCGUCGCGCCGUCCCCGUGUCCCGCGCACCAAACGUCCCGCACUCGCUCCGGUCCAGAACGUUUCCCGGGCACCGCGCGUUCGGGUCGGACGUGACCCUCGGCGGGACCAUGUGCGCGUGCUCGCAGCUGAUGUACGUGCUCUACGCCGCGCUGGCCAACGUUUUCGCGUUCUACGUGUACACCGAGUAUUCCCUAAACGUGUUCAUGGACGAGUACUUGCCGGCGGAACAGCAGCAGCGCGUCGAAAACCACCGGUAUUUCGAUCACAUCGUCGUUGGAGGCGGAACAGCAGGUAUUGCUGUAGCUUCACGUUUAGCAGAAAACAAAGCCCAUACCGUUUUAUUAAUUGAAGCUGGACCCAAAGUAUCAGUAUUUCAUGACAUACCACUUGCUACAUCAAUGCUUCAAAAGUCACCAAUCGAUUGGCAACAUCGAACGGAGCCACAGUUCAAUGCAUGUCUUGCUAUGAAAAAUAAUUCUAGUCACUGGCCCUCAGGAAAAGUUUUGGGAGGCAGUAGUCGCAUCAAUUUCAAUAUUCAUUUUAGAGGAUAUAUUCCUACUGAUUAUUUAUCGUGGCAAUCUGGUCAAGAUUGGUCCAGAGAGGAUGUUCUUUAUUACUUCAAUAAGUAUGAAAAGACUGGUACAUGUAAUAGAUCACCCAAUAAAAAAAAAUUCUUCAGUCAUCAACCAACACACGUGACACCAAUUGCAGCAGCCAUACUUGAAGCAGCUAAUGAGUUGGGCUAUAAUACUUCAUUAAGUAUGAACACCGAUAAUUUUCAAAUUUCUAGACAAAACAGUGGUAGUUUUUCAUUGACACCAGUCGCAAUAAGAGCAGGUACUAGAUUAAGUGCUGAACAUCUAUAUUUAAAAUCAAAGAAGAAAAAAAACUUAACUGUCCUUACAAAUGCAUACGUUUCAAAGGUGUUGUUUAAAAAUAAUUAUGAAGCAAAUGGUGUGGAAUAUAGUAAAUUCAAUAAAAUAUUUAAUGUUUAUGCAUUAAAAUCAGUUGUCAUUUCAGCAGGAGCAUUGAAUACACCAAAAAUACUUAUAUUAAGUGGUGUAGGACCAGCAAACCAACUUAGAUCAUUACAGAUCCCUGUGAUUGCUGAUUUAGCAGUGGGAGAAAAUUUACAAGAUCACAUUAUUACAGGAUUAGACAUGAUAACUAUAGGAAAAUCACUAGGACUAUCUUUUAAAGAUUUUAUAUCACCAAUAAAUGUUUAUAGAUAUUUUUAUAAAGGCACUGGUGUAUGGACACAUCCAGGAUGUGAAGUAGUUGGUUUGUUACAAUUAGAUAAAAACAAUAAUAAUGUAUCAUCCCCAGAUUUACAAUUAAUGCUUUUACCCUUUGGUGCAUCGUCUGAUGCAGGUGCUGCAUAUUUUAAUCAUGUGAAUUUAAAGAAUGAAUUAUGGAAUGAAUACUUUCAAUCACUUGUAGGAAAGCAAGUCAUUACAUUAGCACCUGUGUUAUUGCAUCCCCAAAGCCGUGGUUAUGUUAAGUUAAAUAAGAAUUAUGAUAUUGUUAUUCAACCAAACUAUUUACAAAAAUCAAAAGAUGUUGAUUCAUUAAUUCAAGGAAUGAAGCUAGUGAAAAAAUUUGUAGAAACAAAAGCAUUAUCAAAAUUUGAUGCAACAUUUAACACAAAACAUAUUCCUGGCUGUAAAAAUUACAACUUUGGAUCAAAACUUUAUUGGGAGUGUUACGUAAGGCAUAUAACGUUGACAUCUUAUCAUCCUGUUGGGACAUGUAAAAUGGGAGAUAUUAAUGAACAAAGUGUAGUAGACCAUUCAUUGAAAGUUCAUAAAUUAAAUAAAUUGUAUGUGAUUGAUGCAUCAAUAAUGCCAUCUAUGCCAAGUGGAAAUACAAAUGCUGUUGUAGCGAUGAUUGCAGAAAAAGGUGCUGAUCUCAUAAAAAAACAUGGUUAUGAAAGAACUCAAAAAUGUAAAAUGUUAGACUUAUUUUAUGGUGUAGUUUUAAAAUAAAU